Messenger RNA from Oryza sativa Japonica Group (Japanese rice), 2024 nucleotides. Its product is annotated as beta-1,2-xylosyltransferease XAX1-like. The record is from RefSeq and is a predicted model, not a curated record. Gene Ontology annotation, molecular function: glycosyltransferase activity. NCBI's taxonomy places the organism in Eukaryota, Viridiplantae, Streptophyta, Magnoliopsida, Poales, Poaceae.
UAUUUCCAAUCAACGCCACGCUGUCCCCAACGAACGAAACGAAAUAUACAACUAGUUUCCAAGGAGAGCAAUCAUCGCCUACAUGUUACACUCGGCUCGUCAUGUGCGGAUUUAAGCCUUAGAACAAAAACUUGUAUAUGUUAGGUGCUAGCUGGUGAUCGCAGCUGGUUGGUACCUCUGGGCUAAGCUUCUCUCAGGAGUCCUUGCGUGAUGUCGUCGACGGCGUACACGCGGCCGUCCAAGCCACCAGGGCCGGCCGGAGAGCGGAGGCCUCCGCGGCUAGCCAAGGAGCUUGGCAGGAUCGAGCCCAAGAAGCUCGGGAUUGGGCUGGUCGCCGGCUGCUGCCUCGCUCUCCUCACCUACAUCUCCUUUGCCCGCCUUUUCGCCAUCUACUCGCCGGUCUUCGAGAGCACGUCCUUGGUGAUGAAGAACGCACCACCUGCGUCGACUCAGCAGAACCCUGUGCUGGCUCAACAACAGAGCAAAGAAGAGGACGAGAAAGAUGUUGGUGAAGAUGAGACGGACCGGAAAGUGCCAAGCUUUGCGGAGACGACAGAAAAGAAUGAAGAGGAGGAAACAGUAACGAAACCAUCCGGGGACGAAGCUGAGGCCACAAUCUCCUGCGAUGAGAACGGCGUUGAUGAGGGCUUCCCAUAUGCGCGGCCACCGGUCUGCGAGCUCACCGGCGAUAUCCGGAUCAGCCCAAAGGAGAAAACCAUGUUCUUCGUAAAUCCGUCCAGCGCCGGCGCGUUCGACGGCAACGGGGAGAAGAAGAUCCGACCGUACGCUCGCAAGGACGACUUCCUCCUCCCGGGCGUCGUGGAGGUCAUCAUCAAGUCGGUCUCGUCGCCGGCCAUCGCGCCGGCCUGCACGCGGACCCACAACGUCCCGGCGGUGGUCUUCUCCGUGGCCGGAUACACCGACAACUUCUUCCACGACAACACGGACGUGAUGAUCCCUCUGUUCCUAACGACGUCGCACCUCGCCGGCGAGGUGCAGUUCCUCAUCACCAACUUCAAGCCGUGGUGGGUGCACAAGUUCACGCCGCUCCUGAAGAAGCUCUCCAACUACGGGGUGAUCAACUUCGACAAGGACGACGAGGUGCACUGCUUCCGGCGCGGCCACCUCGGGCUGUACCGCGACCGCGACCUCAUCAUCUCCCCGCACCCGACGCGAAACCCGCGCAACUACUCCAUGGUCGACUACAACAGGUUCCUCCGCCGCGCGUUCGGCCUGCCGCGGGACAGCCCGGCGGUGCUGGGCGACAAGACCGGCGCUAAGCCCAAGAUGCUGAUGAUCGAGAGGAAGGGCACCCGCAAGCUGCUCAACCUGCGCGACGUGGCCGCGCUCUGCGAGGACCUCGGGUUUGCGGUGACCGUGGCGGAGGCCGGCGCGGACGUGCGCGGGUUCGCCGAGAAGGUGAACGCGGCGGACGUGCUGCUGGCGGUGCACGGCGCCGGGCUGACAAACCAGAUCUUCCUCCCAACGGGCGCCGUGCUCGUACAGAUCGUGCCGUGGGGCAAGAUGGACUGGAUGGCCACAAACUUCUACGGGCAGCCGGCGCGCGACAUGCGGCUCCGGUACGUCGAGUAUUACGUCUCGGAGGAGGAGACGACGCUCAAGGACAAGUACCCAAGGGACCACUACGUGUUCAAGGACCCCAUGGCCAUCCACGCGCAGGGCUGGCCGGCGCUCGCCGAGAUCGUCAUGAAGCAGGACGUCACGGUGAAUGUGACAAGAUUCAAGCCGUUCCUGCUCAAGGCGCUCGACGAAUUGCAGGAAUAGGAGGAGCGCCGUUUGAUUGGUUUUGUGUGGGCGUGGCUCGUCCAUAAGUGGGAUGUAGGAUGUUUUGAUUUUAUAUUUAUAUUGUAAUAUUGAGUUAAUCAAUGUAAUUUAUUUCGUUGGAGAUUCAUGGUGUUUGUCAUUCAGAAAAAUAUGAUUUCUUCUUUUUGGUUGUUGAAUGUAAAAGAAAGAAAGAAAGAAAGAAGGAAAAGCAAUGUAUAAAUUUCAGCAUUAUAAAAAAA